AUGUGGCCUAUAGACAAAGUGAAAAAUUGCGAGAUAACACUUCGAGAAAGGAAAAACGUUCAGAUGUGGCCUAUAGACAAAGUGAAAAAUUGCGAGAUAACACUUCGAGAAAGGAAAAACGUUCAGAUGUGGCCUAUAGACAAAGUGAAAAACUGCGAGAUAACACUUCCAGAAAGGAAAAACGUUCAUGAUACAACUAGAAGAAAAGCAAAACGUAUACAUGCUGAUUUUAGACAAUUGGAACAAAAACAAGAUACAUGCAGAAGAAAAGAAAAACGUUCAGAUGUAGACUACAGACAAACUAAAAACAAUAGAGAUACCCUAGCCAAAAAGAGAAAGCGAACUGAUGAACAUUAUAGAAAAAGAGAAUCUUGUCAUAAAUACCAAAAUAAACAACAAAAGCAGCAAGCAACUAUAGAGGAAUUAAUAGAGAAAUUUCAUAAAACUGUCCAAUGUGGACCUGUAUACAUAUGUACAAGCUGUAAACAGUUAUUUUACAAGCACUCUGUGACAGAAUUUAAGAGAGAAAAUUUUAACAAUAAUACAGUUCUAAAAGAUUUACCAAAUAUAGUUAGUGUUGGUGAGAAAACAUGGUGUUGUCAUACAUGUAAGUCAUACAUAAAGAAGAGAAAAAUUCCGCCGAUGUCUGCAAUGAAUAAAAUGUUUUUUCCAGACCAGGAUAUGUUGCAAGAUCUCAACCCUUUGGAACAAAAUCUUCUUGCUGUUAGACUUCCUUUCAUGAAAAUACAUGAAGCUCCAAGAGGCAGGCAAAAGUUUAUUCAUGGAAAUAUGGUUUUAGUACCUGCAGAUAUUGAAACAACUGUUUCCAGCCUUCCGCGAUUGCCUUCAGAAACAGCCACUAUCAAAGCUACACUUAAGCGCCGCCUAACAUACAAACAUCACAUAUACAGCAUAAACAUCAGACCAGAAAUUGUUAGAAAUUGUGCUCAGUAUCUAUCUAAGAAAUCCCUAUACAAAGACCACAUCACAUUUAAUGAACAAUGGAAUCUUCAUCAUACAGUAAAUGAACCUGUAGCAGAGACAGAUACACAAACAUCUGUGGAACACCAAACAGAUGGCUGUCUUGACGAUAAACUGUCUUCUGAUGUAGAAACUGUUCCAGCAGAGAAAAAUGACAAUGAAGAUCAAUGGAGUGAAAUUGAUGAAAAUGAAAUAAUGUCUGGCAUGUCUGACACUUUGCUUUCUGCUCAAGACUUUAUAGAACCAAAUGAAAGGGAUCUUAUUUACCACUUUGCGCCAGGAGAAGGAAAUAUUCCAGUCAGUGUUUUCUUGGAAAAAGAUGCAGAAGAAUUAGCAUUCCCAAAAAUAUUCUGUGGCGAACGCCGUCCAACAAAUGCAGAAAGACCUGUCAAGGUGUCAUAUGGAGAAAUAGUAAAGUCUGAAUUACGUAAUUUUGAUAGACGAGCAGCGUCCUGUGUAGAAAAUAUCUUCUUUAAAGCAAAGAAAAUCCAGAUGAAGAUCCUUAUUGACCAAACUUCUUUGCUUCUCAGAAAAGUUAAAACUAAACACCAAACAUUAACAGUAAAAGAUAUUCGUGGUGAUGCCAUUAACUCUCUCAUUCAUUGUGACAAAGCAUACAAAGCUCUAACCAAUAUAAGAGGGUCACCUCCCUAUUUUGAAAAGGUCAGCAAAGAUUUAUAUGCAAUGAUAAGGCAAAUAGGAGCUUCCACUUUCUUUGUUACUCUCUCUGCUGCGGAAACACGAUGGACACAUCUUCUUGGUAUACUUGGAAAACUUGUUGAUAACAAAACCUACAGUGAAGAUGAAAUCAAAGCAUUUACGUGGGAACAUAAAUGCCAUUUAAUCCAGUCUGAUCCUGUGACCUGUGCAAGGCACUUUGAUUAUGCAGUUAAUAAAUUUCUCAAUGAGUUCCUAUUGACAAAUGCAUCUCCACUACAUGAAAUUCAAGACUAUUUCUACCGAGUUGAAUACCAACACAGGGGCUCCCCGCACAUACACAUGGUCAUUUGGUGUAAAAAUGCCCCCUCUUAUGGAACAGACUCUGAGCAGGAGAUCUGUAAUUUUAUUGAUGAUUACAUAUCUUGUGCUAUGCCAGAUAAUGAUGACCCAUUGUUUGACCUUGUACAACUCCAGAUUCACAGGCACAGUCACACAUGUAGAAAAAAUAAAGAGAAGAAAUGUAGAUUUGGAUUCCCAAAACCUCUUCUUGAUAGAACUCUAAUUCUUGAACCUCUCUCUACCCCAGAAUUUAGUAAAGAAGAAAUUGCAGCACAUAAAGCAACAUGGAAGGUAGUAUCAUCUGCCUUAAAUGAAAUUGAUGACUUAUCACCCAUAUCUUAUGAAGACUUUCGUGGAAAUCUUGGCUUAUCUGAUGAACAGUACUUGUGUGCAAUUAGAUCAUCAAUAAGAAGGACAACUAUCUUCCUGAAGCGAUCUUACAGAGAAACACGUGUCAAUAAUUACAACAAAUCUGUUUUGUGUGCAUGGAGAGCAAAUGUUGACAUUCAAUUUGUAAUAGAUGUCUAUGCAUGUGCUACUUAUGUUGCUUCAUACUUAACAAAGAGCCAAAGAGGAAUGAGUGAAUUACUUAGAAAAGCUACUCAAGAGGCAAGUUGUGGUGAUUCAGAUAUCAGACAACAAGUGAAACAGGUUGGAAAUAAAUUCUUAAAUGCUGUUGAGAUCAGUGCUCAAGAGGCAGUUUACCUUUGUCUCCAACUGCCCAUGAAAAAGGCCUCCAGACAUGUGGUAUUUGUAAAUACAAGUCCUCCAGAAGAGAGAAAAAUACUUUUGAAAUCAAGACAAGUUCUGGAUAAAAUGAAUGAUGAUGAUGAAAACAUCGAGUGUAGCAGUCUCAUAUCUAAAUAUGCAGAGAGACCAAAAACGUUGGAUGCAGUAACACUUGCUGAGUUUGCUUCCUUCUAUGAAGAAGUUCGGCACACUUUCAUAUCACGGAGUCAACACCUAACCAAAAAAACAGUUGACAAUUUGCUACCAGAACCUGAAGUCUGUGACAAUGAAGAUGAAGACCAAACUUUGACUGAUACAACUGAAAUUGUACACAAUAAAAGAAAGGAUCCUUCAUUAAAAUCUAGGACCUACAGAAAAAGGACCAGAGGCAACAUUAUACGCCCAGUUCAUUUCAAUCCAGAUACAGAUUCAGAAAAAUACUAUAGAGAACAAAUAAUGUUAUACUUUCCAUGGAGGGAUGAAAUAAACUUAGUUGGUAAUUGCCAAACAUUCUAUGACAGAUAUAAACAAAUUGAAUCUGAAAUAAAUUCCACUAAACAAGUAUUUGAACCUUUCUCUGCAGCAGUGGAUGAGGCACAAAAAGUCCUUAGUGCCGACCCAGAUCUGGAAGAUGUUUGGGGUGAAUUGGCACCUACAACUGAACACAGCAAUCUAAUAGACAAGGACAACCAAAAACACAUGCCAGAUAAAGGCAUUGAAGACUAUAAUAUAGGUACAGAUCUUGGAUUGCCAAUUUCUUCAUCAGAAGAUGACCUCCAUUAUUACCAUGAACUGCCAGAUGAACCAUACAGAGAACUCAUGAGAGCCCUAAAUACUGAACAGGCAUCAUUUGUUUUUGACACAAUGCACCAUUUGAAGACUUCAGAUGAGCAAACUUUUCGCUUUCUCAGUGGUGGAGCUGGGGUAGGCAAGAGUUUUGUUGUUCGUGCACUGUACCAGACAGCACUGAAAUAUUUUAAUAAACAAGCUGGAGAUGACUUUGUAACUAGAAGAAUCCUUCUAGUAGCGCCUACUGGAAAAGCUGCAUAUCAUAUAAAAGGAUCAACAAUACACAGUACAUUCAAGAUAAGUGCAAACAAUAAGUUAGAAUACAAACCUCUGUCCUCUAGUCAACUAAAUAGUCUUCGUAACCAAAUUGGAAAUGUGAAACUAAUAUUCAUAGAUGAAAUUUCCAUGGUUGGAUAUAGAAUGUUUAAUAUUAUACAUCAAAGAUUAAUGGAAGUAAUGCAAAUUGGAAAGCCAUUUGGUGGAGUAUCAAUUAUUGCUGUGGGAGAUCUUUAUCAACUUCCUCCUGUGUUUGACACCUAUGUUUUUAGACAACCUAAAUCUGGAUUCAUGCCACUGGCCACAAAUUUGUGGACAGAUCUAUUUCAGUUAUUUGAACUAAAAUGUAUCAUGAGACAAGCAGAUAAUAAAGAGUUUGCUGAACUCCUCAAUAGACUUAGAGAAGGCAAUCACACCAGUGAUGAUAUCAAAAUAUUAAAGACAAGAAUCAUACAAAAAGACUCGGAACAUUAUCCAUAUGAUGCUAUCCAUUUAAUGCAUACAAAUGACAGUGUCAAUGCAUACAACAAUGUUGCUAUAUUAAGGUCUCAGAACCCUUCUUACACUAUCAAUGCAAAAGAUCGUGUUGUUGGCUCUACACCACCAAACAUGCGUAAAAAAAUUUUAGAACAAUUCAGGAAAAGCCAUGCCAAAAACUGUCAAUUACCAAAUACUGUAGUUGCAUGCAAAGAUAUUUGCUAUGAUCUUACUGUUAAUCUUGAUACAGCUGAUGGCUUAACGAAUGGAGCUACAUGCAAGAUAAUGAAAAUAGAUAUUGAGCUCACAGAUACUUUGCCUUCUGGGAUUAUUUGGGUCCAGUUUCUAGAACCAUCAAGUGGAAAAUCACUACGCAGUGAAAGUAAACGACUCUAUAGGUCUGGCUAUAAUCCAAACUGGACACCGUUACAACCAGUCGCCAAAGAAUUUGCAGCAGGAAAAGAUGGACGAGCUCAAAUACAAAGAUAUCAAUUUCCACUCAGACCUGCACAUGCAAAAUCAAUCCACAGAUCACAAGGAGAUACAUUAGAUACUGCUGUUGUUGAUCUUACUCUUACUCGAAAAGUUGACCAUAUACAUUAUGUAGCCCUAAGUCGACUUAAGUCAUUGGACAAACUUUACAUCACUAAUCUACAAGAAGAUAAGAUAGCAGUAGAUAAAGAAGUACAAAAAGAAAUGGACAGAAUGCGAAAUUCUCCUCUAGUAUUCAGCCAUCACUUUCUUACAGAGCAGAAAUUCACAUUUAAACUUGCUUUUCUGAAUGCUAGAUCUUUACACAAACACCUUCAAGAUGUUCAGAUAGACAGAAAUGUACAGUCAGCUGAUGUUAUAGGUUUCUGUGAAACCAGAUUCAACAGAAGAGAUGCCACAAAUGACACAGCUCUCACAAACUUUUCGCAGUUCAGACAAGAUUAUCAGCUACCAACUCUUACACAAAGAUCAUUUUAUGGUCUCUCUGUUUAUUCAAAGUCUUCAUUCACAUUUGGUCCUUUUAACGUCUCAAACCAAGUGGAAGCAUCUGUAUUCAGUGUUUUACAACAGCCAGAUAUUGUUAUCAUCAUUAUCUACAAAUCUCCAAAAGUAUCUACAAAACCACUUCUUAAUCUGCUAGACAGUGUACAUGACAAAUACAUUAAAAAUUCAAAGGCAGUUAUUUUGGGGGACUUUAAUAUUGAUUGGAGUCAGGAUACAUCAGACAAACGUGCAUUAAACAAUUUGAUGAAAAAACUUCAUUUUAAGCAAGUAAUUCAUGGGCCAACAAAUGAUCAUAAUUCUACAAUUGAUCUUAUAUUCACUAACAUAGAGACCUACAGCUGUGGUACCUUAGAAACAUAUUACACUGACCACAAGAUGUGCUGGAUUGGCUGGAACAACAUACAUUCUUAA
Molecule: messenger RNA, 5658 nt
Organism: Ruditapes philippinarum (Manila clam)
Lineage: Eukaryota; Metazoa; Mollusca; Bivalvia; Venerida; Veneridae
Exons: 2
Coding region: 1-5658 (1885 amino acids)
Biological process (GO): DNA repair; telomere maintenance
Molecular function (GO): DNA helicase activity
Source: RefSeq, a predicted model, not a curated record